Cuscuta epithymum is the source of this 4449-nucleotide messenger RNA. Lineage: Eukaryota; Viridiplantae; Streptophyta; Magnoliopsida; Solanales; Convolvulaceae. The record is from the annotation of a GenBank genome assembly.
UGAUGAUCAGACUAUGUCUGCUGAGGGCCACCCCCGUGCUGAAGAGUUUACCCGUGAUUCGCCAAGCGUAGCCACAACACAAGACGCUGACGAUGAGGGCUCUGGGAGCAAGGCUGAGGACGACAACGAUGAUGAUGAUGAGGAUGACAACAACGCCAAUGCAAAGGGCAAGAAAGUCGAGAAAGCCCGCGCUAAGAAAGGACGACUCGUUAUCAGGCUUUCUCGGGCUACAACACAAGAGCAGUCUCACCAAAUCAAGGACACUCGAGGAAAUAUCAUCAGUGAGACUCGCUCCAAGGUGCGUCAUGACCUUGCCUCAUCAUCUACUCCUAUGCAAAGAGUGCAAACCACAAGCAACCUGGCAGAAGAGUUAGCUUUGUAUGACAGCUGCUCUGACCUAGACACAAUAAACCAGGCUAACCCCAUAGGUGCAGAAACUGAUAUUUUCAGUUUCCGAGUAGAAGACGCAGCAUCUAGCCCAACUGCGCAUGCACAAGCCUCACCAAACCACUCUGUUGCCUCCCAACAGGUAGUAGUUUCACAUAUUGGGGAUCUUAUACCCACCUCGCUGUCUCCCUACGAAGCAGCUGAGGAUUUACUUUGUGGUCUUCCGCCCCAGACCACUACCCCUCCUUCUAGCACAUUGAGUCUAGUUUCCACCAUCCCAACAUUUUCCACUUUUUCUAGGACACAUACACUGCUCACACCACUGCACACAACAAGUGCACUUUACCUGUCCUCAACGAUCGGAGAUACGUCAAUGAUGAUCGGAAGUCCUGCUUCUCCACAGAUAUCUCCAUCAUUAUCUGCAGGCCACACUUCGGAAAUCUAUACUGAUGCUGUGACAACGGUUACUACCCCUGUAACCGGAAACCCUGACCCUACCGACCUUUCAGUCAUUCUACAGCGUUUCUUGGAUUCCACCAUUAAGCCAUGGGUGCACGAAGCAAUAACCGCUCGGGCACAGGAAUUCAGGAACACCCCGGCGUUGCUAAAUGACAUCAUCCAACCCCAACCAUCAUCCUCACAUACCCAACAAACCCAACCAAUUCCUAUCAUACCUACCCAACAAACCUCUGAACCAUCCACAACCCUACCCCACUCACCUACUGCUUCGAGGGGAACCCAGGAUACAGAACUAGUGUCCUCCUCUACUUCGACCACACCUUUUCCUGACCCAAAAACUUUACCGUUCGAGGUACUCGAAAACCUUAUGCUAGAUCAACUACUAGCUACCGAAGAAGGCAACCUAACCCAGAAACAAAAAGACCUUCUUCGGAUCCUUAAGCCUGACAGCUCAUGCCGUGAUAGUUUCCUCGGUCACAAACGUUCGCAUGAGGACCCCGAUGACUCGGAUCCUCAUGAGGGGGAGAACAAGAGACAAAGGAUGCUUGAGCGUGAUGCGUCGACAAGCCAACCUUCUACGCAAUCCAACCAACCUGAAUCCUCGAACAAUCAGCCCCCACCAUCCACUCAACACAAAAGCCAAACAGCCAAUCCACCCACAUCUAGCCCGGUCGAGCUAGAAACAACACUCCUAGGCGCAUCCUUUACCGGUGCUGUCCAAGGAUGGAGUGGAAGUCCUGAGGUUGCUACGUCAAGUACACCAUUUUACUCAGGCCAUCAGAAAGAACCCUGUUCUAAUCUGGUGUAACGGGCAAUCCUGAGGAUCCCGGUGUUUCACAUGACAGGUCGCCUUCGACACAACAACAAGCUCACUCUAAGCCCUCUGGUAAUCAAAUACAAGAUGAACUGGAAGACCUUCUAGUUCAUGAUCAGUGGCCUCGCGAGUGGACAGAGUGGGAUGAUCUUAGAGUGGAAGCGGAGCAGUACGAAAUGUGUCGAAGCUGGCAACUCAGAGAAUUUCUCAACAAAUAUCAUGCACAAAUGAUUGGACUCGAUGAAGAUGAACUCAAGGAAGGGGAGAAUCAUAAAGAAAAUCCCAAGGCACCAGAACCAGUCAAAGAAAAAUGGGAAAUUGUUAGAAUCAAAGCCCCCUUCCUAGAAGAAAUCCGAGAGAAAAUCUGGCGACAACCUGAAAAAAUCAAGAAGUUCAGUGAAUUAAAGACAGUGAAUUAAAGAUGCGAGGAAUCAAUCACUUGAAAGGAAAAUACCGAGGAGGAAACCUGUAUAUGCUAGGACACAGAUCCACAGGGGAACGAAGACAAGUUCUAAAUCAUAAUCUUGCAACAAGUGGAUGUCCUAUAUCGAAAAUCCUGGAUAUCACAGAAGACUACUUGGAGACGAUUAAGUUCCUGAUCUUUCGUCUACAACGUACCGAUGGCUCGGAGUUCACCUGUCAAGAGAAUGACUUCUUCCUACUGCAUAUGGAUGAUAUUUAUCAAAUGUUCAUGAGAUGCAGGGAGCUCCCAGUGCACAAAGACAGACUUGCUAGAGAAGGUUUUGAGGCCAUAAAGAGAUUCAUGACAAGACAAGUUCGGUUCUACGCCUCCCAUGAUCUCCAGAUGACUCUAGAGCACAAUUAUUCAAAGGCGAAUCUUACACGACCGGACUUGGAUAGACCUGGGCUUGAAACCUUUACAGCAUAUUAUACAUUUGACAAGCCCAUCUCAGUCAUCUAUCUGAAUCACAAAGAAGAGAAGCGUCUGAUGAUUGUUGAAGACAUUCAAAAAUACUGUGAUGGGACUCUGAAAAUCAUCCGAGAACAGCUGCAGCCAAGGAAAGAAGAGCUAGAUAAAAGACAGAAUGAAGCCUCGAAGGAAGAAAUCAAGGAAUUGGAAAGAGUCGAUAAAAUCUUGAAAGCCAUCGAGAAACAACUUGACAGAAGAAGGUCUCUCAGAAAUUACGAGCAUGCACUAAAUCUCAGAAAGCAUUAUUUUAAAGCUCAGAAGUGAAGAAAAGAAGAAGCAAGAACAUCUGAUCACAAAGGGGGAGAUUGUUAGAGAUAUUUUCAUUAUAUUGUGAUCAAUGUUUCUUAGCUCUUUGUAUUUAGCUUAUAUAAAUAAAUAGACUAGCUAGAAUAAUGAAUAGGCCUUUUAAGGCAAAUUGUAAUAAAGGCUUACAUGCCUUUUUAGGUAUGGGCCUCCUAGAAAAAGGAGCCCAAAUGAUUGUAAAACCUACCUUUCCCGUCAGGCUAUAUAUAUGCCUUAAGGGAAAGGCUAGGUUAAGCUUUUCAACAUUCUCUGUGCCGCAGUGCCUAUUCUCGUGUAAGGUUUUUACGCUAAAACAUUCAUAUCAUUCUGUAAAACCUUCACAUCAAUGGAAAGCUUCAAAUCAUAGAUCCAUCUUCCAUACAUACAUAUUCUAGACUAGAAAAACAGGGACCUAACACUAUACAAUGAACGUGUUUCUUCUUCCAAACGAUCUGUGCAGGGAGAUUGAAGUUUUAAUGAAUGGGUACUGGUGGAAAGGGAAGUCGGGUUCGGGUAUUCGCGGGAAGGAGUGGGUUUCUCUUAAUACUCCGAAAAAGGUGACUCAGAAUAUUUAACAAUCCGGAUUCCCUUGUUGGAAGAGUCUUUAAAUCCCGUUACUUUUCAAAGGGGACUUUUUUUACAGCUACUCUUGGGCAUAAUCCUUCUUUCGUCUGGAGGAGUUUAUUUGAAACUCAGAAUAUUAUUCGGGAUGGCUUCAAGUGAAGGGUUGGUGAUGGCAGGUCCAUUAACAUCUGAGAGGACCCGUGGUUGCCAGACCCAAUUAACCCGAGGGUUAUUACGGUGGCGGGGGAAGGAUUGCAGGAGGCCGUGGUUAGGAAUCUCAUGGAUGAAAAUGGCAAAGCUUGGGAGGAGGACAUUCUGGAUGGUAGGGAUGCUGAUCUUAUUCGGAGGAUUCCCCUUAGCUUUCGUCCGGUUCCUGAUGCAAAACAGUGGAGGUGGGAAGAGGACGGACGGUUCUCGGGUUAGGAGCUGCUAUCGACGUCUUAUUGGAGAGCUUAAUCCCGACUAUUGGACAGGGUGGACUGGUAUGUGGAAUUGGAAAAUUCAUCCUAAACUCAAAAUCUUUUUUUGGCAGGUAUGUAGCGGAUGUUUACCAACAAAAAAUUUGUUGAUAGCUCGAAGAGUGAACUGUACAGCAAGUUGUGGUUUAUGUGGCAGAACUGGCGAAUCCUUAUUGCAUGUCUUCAAGUCGUGCCCGGUUGCGCAAGAAGCAUGGAGAUCGGUUUCGUGGAGCUGGGCCAGCUAUGGAGGAGAUCACUUCCUGGAGCAACUCAAGAUAGAAUUUAAAUCAAAGAGAAAAGAGGAUUUGGAAGUUUUGGUUUGGGGGUGUUGGGCCCUCUGGUGUGAAAGAAACCAGUAGGCAUGGCAAUGGGUCGGGGCGGGGCGGGUACUGCAAGACCCAUACCCGCCCCGUGACUUGGCGGGGCAGGUCCGGCCGCCCCGCCGUAACCUUAUUAGGUAGUACGUAUUUUUAUUUGUGGGGAGUUGUUACCAAUUGAAUCUACAUAAAGUUUAUCUCUAAAUAAUAAUUAAAAAUUAAUAUAUUAAAUCAAAU